Durusdinium trenchii is the source of this 1593-nucleotide messenger RNA. The record is from the annotation of a GenBank genome assembly. Lineage: Eukaryota; Dinophyceae; Suessiales; Symbiodiniaceae.
GGAGGGUAAAGUCGGGAUUCGGACUGGACAGCUAGUGAUGUUGAAGGCGAAAUAGCCGACGAUGUCAAUGUAUCUGUCGCACGGUUGGCUCCCGAUGCCGCUGAUCCUUGGCGCUGGAACUGCUGUGCCAAUGAACCUUUCUUAUGCGUUGCAGCUGGACAGAGAUGUGGCUACGGAGUGGUGGCGCCGUGGGCGAGGAAUGCUUUGGUUCCAACAUCUCCGGCGCGGAGGGGGCACGUCACUCUGCAACCUUCUACGCCACGCUUUGGUCCAUGGUGAGUUCGUGGAGGAGCGUUCAGAAGCAUGUCAACCGGAGGAGUGGAAGUUGAGAGAUGCCAGUGUGGUGAGCGGUCACAACUUGACGACACUUGCUACUGAACUUCGACUCCUAGGUGGGAAUGCCUUCUCUCAGGAGUACGGUGCAUUGCCUUCGCGCGAGCUGCUUGCAAGAGGUGCUGCACGCCGAUCCAUGCGGCGGUGGGUCUUUGUCACGAACAUCCGUGAUCCUUGGUCUCGCUUCUGGAGUCAGCUGCGUCACGAGAUGGCACCAUGCCUUUCAACAGUGCAGGCUCUUGCUGUUUGCGUGGCUGGCCAACACCAGAGGCUUGGUCCCUGGUGGUCGCCGACAUCUCACAUUGAUUCUGUUCUUGGUGUAUCUGGUUUUCGCAUCUCGGCAUCGCCACAUAUUUAUAGUGACAACUACUACACCCGGAUGCUGCUGAACCGCACCGAUCUCAACGGGCCACCCUUGACAGAACAUGAUUACGAGGUUGCGAAGUCGAUCCUGUUUCAGCGAAUGUCUGCUGUGAUCGUAGUUGAGGACUUUGCAAGAUCUGCGCUUCAACUCGCAUGCACAUUGGGGCUGAACCUGGAAGCUGCCCGCCCCUUGCUUUUUACUCAAAUCCGGCCAUACCAAGAGCACGAGGCCAUGAUGGACAUCCCGACAGAGUCAGAGCUCGGGGUUCAAGACGUGACGGCUGUGCGACUUCGCUUCAUUGAAAGGAACAGGUUCGAUUAUGGCUUAUACCAUGAAGCAAAGAAGCUGUCAGAGAUACGUGUGGCAAAAUGUGCCAGGCAAAAUCCUGAUGUGGCUGCCCUCAGAGCUGCCCCCAUGGUGCAGGAAGUCAAGAAGGCUCCUGAACCCGUGGUGGCUUCUUUGGAUGACAUUUUUGGAUGUACCAAUGGCAGCCUGGAGGUUGGACCGGAUGGUAGCUACGUCCUGUAUUGUCCCCGGACGAGCGAGCAGGCGUCGAGGUCCUGGUGGUCCCCCUUGGGCUCGCACAAAAGAAGAGCUGGCCAAAAGGUUCCUGGAGAGCACUGCUGGCGUGAAGGAUUCAAAUGGGGCUUUUGUUGCGAUCACCGCUAUGGACCCUAUGGGAACAAAGAUUGCCACGUCGUCAGCUGUGGACUAUUGACCGGGAGUUUGCCGAGAUUUUGCUGAAGCUCAGGUUGGGAUUCAAUCCACAACUAUUCCUCCUGCUGUGUGGGGAAACUCAGUUCCACAAUCUUGAAUACCAAGCAGCACCAAUCAUCAACCCAGCAAAAACUUGCAGGAAAUCAAAGACCAACGCCAAGACCAAGAUACCAAAAUCC